UGGCCAAUGAGCAUCCACUCUCAUAUCGCGUACUUUUGCGCGCUUGAAUCGCACCAGGCGGUAAAGACGGAUAAAUAAAUUACAACAAUUCUGUAAAGAAAGGAACAAACGAAUCGUUUGUUAUAACAUCAGCAGCGUUAGCUGACAAGGAGCUAGCAAAGACCAGCUAACCAGCAGCAACCCGUGUCCUCUCCGGGGAAAUGGCAAGCGAAGACUCCAUUUUGGACAGUGUUGAUGAGAUGGAUGACUUCUCAGAUUCUGGCAGUGACUUUGAGAUCACGUUGAAAGCCAGAAAGCGGGGCAAGAUGGCAGUAACCGGACCUCAGCCACCCAAGAGACCAAGGCAUAAAGCUGCAUUGAGGGUGUCCAGCCGCAGCAGCUCCAUCCCCACUUCUUCAGACUCCUCCUUGCAGCAGCAGCAGCCCUCUGGGAGGACAUCCAGGCAGGCGUCCAGACCUGUGACCGCACUGAGCGAGGGAAGCCGAGGCAUCAGUGCAGAGAAUAUCCAUGAUGCGGUCUGCUCUGGAAAGAGUGCCAUGGUGACGGUGGUGGACGAGUGGCUGGACAGCUACAAGCAAAGCCGAGAGCAGGGGCUGCUGGUGCUCAUCAACUUUGUUGUUGGGUCCUGUGGAUGCAAAGGAGUGGUUACCAGAGAGAUGUUGGAUAACAUACAGAAUGCUGAGAUCAUCGGCACACUAACCAAAGAGUUCAAUGAGGUUUCAGUGAACUACCCUCUGUGUACUCCAGGCCCCCAGCUGAAGCGUUUCAAAGCCGGCCUGUGCGAGUUUGUUCAGGUUCUUGUGAGAUCGUGUCGAAAUAGCCUAAUUUAUGAUGAGUACCUCUUCCCAUCCCUGCUGGCUAUGCUCACUGGCCUCUCCGACUCCCAGGUCAGAGCCUUCCGACACACCAGCACCCUGAUCGCCAUGAAGGUGAUGACCGGGCUGGUGGAAGUAGCCGUGCUGGUGUCUGUUCAGCUGCAGACCACCCAGCGGCAACACAACCUGGAGAACAGCAAGGGGGCACAUGAACGAGCCCCCGGCAGACUGGAGGAGCUGCAGGCCACCAUCAGUGAGCUGCAGGAGAACAGAGAGGAGCUCUCCUGCAUGAUGAACGCCGCGUUCCGCGGUGUGUUUGUGCACCGAUAUCGGGACCAGCUGGCUGACAUCCGGGCUACGUGCAUUGAGGAGUUGGGCAUGUGGCUGCAAAAGGACCCUGAAGACUUCCUGAAUGAUGGCUAUCUUAAAUACCUGGGGUGGACCCUGCAUGACAAGCAAAGUCCAGUGCGUCUGCGGUGUGUGCGUGCCCUGCAGGGUCUGUACCAGGAGAAGGAAUUCAUUGGCCGCCUGGAGCUUUUCACCAGCAGAUUUAAAGAGAGGAUGCUCUCCAUGGUGCUGGACAAGGACCCAGAGGUGGCAGUGGAAGUGGUCAACCUCUUGCUGUUGCUCCAACACAGGACGGAGGAAGGUCUGAGAGAGGAGGAGUGUGGUCCCAUCUAUCCUCUGGUUUACGCCUCAAACCGAGCCCUCGCUUCUGCAGCCGGCGUCUUCCUCUUCAAGAAGCUGAAGACUGUGCUCGCCAGUGACCACCACGAGAGCGAUAACAGUGGAAAUGCAGCCUUCUUUCAAAUCCUCAUCACCUUCUUCAUCCAGAGCGAGUUCCACGAGCACGGCGCUUACCUGGUGGACAGUCUGUGGGCCGUGGCCAGGUCGGAGCUCAGAGACUGGGACACUAUGACGGCAAUGCUGCUACAGGAGUCUGGUGAGGAACGAGGUCUGAUUUACGAGGAGGAGGGGGUUCUCAUAGAGCUGAUGAUGUGUGCCAUCAGACAGGCAGCACAGGCCACCCCCCCUGUCGGGAGAACUCCGGCCAAGAAGAACGUGACCAUGAAGGAUAAGAAGGUCCAGGAACAAGACAGGAGGCGUAUCACCUCACACUUCAUCCCGUUACUGCCACAGCUGCUGGCCAAGUACUCAGCAGAUGCAGAGAAGGUGAGCCUCCUUCUCAAAGCUCCCCUGUACUUUUCUCUGGAGAUGUACAGCAGCGCCGCAGGGCUGGACAAGCAUUUGGACCUGCUGCUGUCUCAGGUCUGGGGCAUCAUUGAGAAGCACACAGAUGUCACUGUGCUGGAGGCUUGUGCCACCCUUCUCAGCACCCUCUGUGCCGACCGCUACACCUUCUCCUCCCGCACCAACCUGGUCUUCAGCCAGCUGAUGGACAGCCUGACGGAGUGCCUCAACGCCUACCUGAGUGACCUGGUGCAGGGUACUGCAGAUGACGACGAUGUUUACAGUGCAGCCACUGCGUUGAAAAGGAUUGCCGCUCUGAGCAGUGCCAAGGACCCGACCAGCUGGAAGCUGUUCGACUCGUGUCUGGAGCUUCUGAAGAGCAGGAUGGAGUCCAGAGAGUUGGACAAGGAGCUUAUGGUGUCGGCCUUAAGAUGUGCUGCCUUUUACCUGAUGUGGGCUAAAGUGAAUGCAGUUAACUCCACGCCAGCUGAGGAGGAAGUGAAGCGUCUGAAGAAGGAGAUGCGUUCGUUCUGCAGAGUUUGUGAAACGUGUCUGUCUCUGAACCAGAAUGAGAUCCGAGAUCAGGCGUUUGAGCUGCUGUGUGACCUGCUGCUCUUGUACGGCGCCAGUUCCGCCCGCGUUAAACCCGACGCGCUGGUCUACCUGCCGUCGGAUUCCCUGCGCUCCGAGAUGGCUGCUUUCCUGCUGGACUACGUCUUCUCCGACUCUGAAGAUGCUGAGCUCAACGUUGAGGCUGAGGAGGCGAUGAAGAUCACUCUUCUCCAGAGGAGGCGCAACCAGCUGGCCGGCUACUGUAAGAUGGUCCUCUACGGGGUGCUGGACCUCACUGCUGCCACCAACGUCUUCAAGCACUACAACAAGUAUUUUAAAGACUAUGGCGACAUCAUCAAAGAGACUGUGAGCAAGAGCAAGGUCAUCGAUCCUGUGCGGAGCGCCAAGACCGUCUGUCUGUGUCUGCAGCAGAUGUUCUCCGAGAUGCUGACGGAGGAACAGAGCAGGCAGGAUGUCGGUGAGAUCCGGGACUUGGCCAAGAGGCUCGCCAUGAGCUUCGGCAUCGACCUUAAGCGCGCUCGCAAACCGCUGGUGGCCCUGCACGUGGAAGGCGUACGUUUUGCAUUUCGGGAGCCGCCAGAGGGAGAGGAGCAGCAAUCGAAUGUGGCCUUCUUGGAGAUCCUCAGCGAGUUCAGUUUCAAGCUGCUUCAACAGGACCGUGUUCAUUUGGCCGCGGUCCUGAAGUCAGAGUGUCCCGCUGCUGCCCUCUCCUGGCCGUCAGUCAGACUGUAUCAGCGCUCCUUGGAGGGCCGCUCUGCGAAAGCCAGAGUGACGGGGGAGGGAGGCGAUGCCGACUUCUCCCAUGAAGCCCCCGCAGCGAAACGCAAGAGGUCAACUCCUCAGGUCCGGGGAUCCUGGUUGGACGGCUCAAGCGUCCACAGCAGCCUUCCCCCUCCAGCCUUCACCUCCACGGCACAGAGACCGCCGGCCUCCAGAGCCAAAGAGUCUGAGCCGGGGUCCGAGGACGAGUUCUCUUUGGGGUCCAGUAUGCGAAAGGUGAAGCCCUCCAGACACCAGCCACUGUUGUCCAGUCAGACCGCUCGCUCUGUGGAUACGGAGGACAUCAACUCCCCCCUCAACUUAUUAUCUCUGAUUGCGGACGAUGACGAUGAUGAAGAAAGAGAAGAGGAUCCUGAUAUUAAGGAUUACGAAAGUGACUCCGACAAUGAUUCUGCAUAUACACUGCCUUCCACCCGGCACACCUCAGCCAGCGUCCUCGAUGAGCUGUUUGACUGAGGGCACAGAGGCCUCGGCGUCCUGGGGAACAGCUGUUCUUUUCAUCUUCAGCUCAGCACAUCUCACUGGACUGAGUGUUUUAUUUGUGACCAGUCUACGCAGUUCCCCUGUCAGCUCUAGUUUAGUCGUCAUUUUGUUGGAGGAAAGGAGGACGGCAUAAUUGAUUAGGACGUUUUGGGGAAACAUUGGUUGCAAUUCACGAUUGCGAUUGUUAAGUAUUGAAGUUAAUUUAAAUCGCCGUUGACUGAAAUUUUUCCCUCCUGUUAUGGAUUUAGUGUCACAUUUUGCACUGUUCAAGAUUAAAUAUUUUUUGUGGGACACUUGUUGAUUUAAUGUUGAUUAAAACAUGGUUAACAGUGAGUAUCCUAAGAACAAUUGUCUGAGUGUUCAUUGAAGUGUGGUGGUCACUUUUUUCUUUUUAUGCACAU
This is a messenger RNA of Pungitius pungitius (ninespine stickleback), 4243 nucleotides long. RefSeq names its product cohesin subunit SA-1 (gene stag3). Gene Ontology annotation, molecular function: chromatin binding. Gene Ontology annotation, biological process: sister chromatid cohesion. The coding region runs from base 201 to 3815 and encodes 1204 amino acids. Gene Ontology annotation, cellular component: nucleus; chromatin; cohesin complex. The record is from RefSeq and is a predicted model, not a curated record. Lineage: Eukaryota; Metazoa; Chordata; Actinopteri; Perciformes; Gasterosteidae. The transcript has 32 exons.